AUGGCUGAAAUUGAUCAUCUCGACAGCAACGCUGCAGAGAAAGAGUUAGCAAGGAAUGAGGACAUGGCCAGGAAAGAAUCGGUAGAUGGCCAAUCUGACGAAUCCGAGCGAGGCCAACAAGAUGAACAGGCAAGGUCUCCGACUUUGACGCAGGAACCUCCAUCUGAGGCUUCGAGAAAUGAUGCGCAACGGCUACAACAGUACUCUGUCUUCACCACAAAGGAGAAGAGAAUGAUGAUCCUCGCCGGUUCUUUCGCCGGAUUUUUCUCUCCUCUAUCAUCGACUAUUUAUUUCCCGGCGCUCAACACCAUUGCGAAAGCAUUACACGUGUCUGGAUCGAAAAUCAACUUGACUGUGACCUCAUACGUGAUCCUCCAAGGGAUAGCACCCAUGAUGAUUGCCGGAUUCUCCGAUAACGUAGGCAGACGGCCAGCCUAUGUCCUUUGCUUCACGAUUUUCCUAUUUGCAAAUCUGGGGCUAGGAUUACAGAAUAGUUAUGCGGCAUUGCUAGUCCUCCGUUGCUUGCAGAGUGCUGGCAGUAGUGGGACAAUUGCUUUAUCGAACGGUAUUGUUGGCGACAUGGUGACAUCAGAAGAACGAGGGUCAUAUAUUGCUUUCGCUUCAAUAGGAGGUCUCUUGGGCCCGGCAAUUGCCCCGGUCAUUGGAGGCGCAAUAACUCAGAGCCUCGAUUACCAUUGGUUGUUCUGGUUCCUCCUGAUAUUCACGGGCGUCUUCUGUGUGCCACUGUUUUUGUUCAUGCCAGAGACAUGUCGCAAAGUUGUUGGGGAUGGUUCAGUCCCUCCACCAAAGUGGUAUUGGUGUUUGACGGAUACUUUACGAUUUCGGCGGCUCCGAAGGAAUGGAUUCGAAAUCGACAAGGCAAAACAGGCUCAGCUUCACCAAAAUCUUCGCUUCCAAUUUCCAAACCCGAUACCUACCAUACUCAUUAUCACUGACCCGGAAUCGUUCAUAAUCCUCGUCGCGACCGGUCUAUGUCUUGCAUGUUUCUAUGCAAUAUCCACAGGAGCGGCGUCAGCGUUUGGCGAGAUCUAUGGAUUCAACGACAUAGAGAUUGCGCUUGUUUUCAUCCCCGUGGCGGUUGGGGGCAUUGUGGCAGCGCUCACAACAGGGAAAAUGAUGGACUGGAAUUAUCGCCGACAUGCACACAAGAAGGGCAUUACUGUUGUUAAGGGCGUACGUCAGGACCUCGGGGAGUUUCCCAUCGAAACAGCUCGUAUGGAAGUUGCGAUACCGAUUGGAUAUGCAACGAUUGCCACAUAUCAAGCAUAUAAUGUGCUGAUGGUGGACAUUUGGCCGUCCAGGCCCGCUGCAGCCAGUGCCGCCAAUAACUUCAUUCGAUGCAGUCUCGGGGCAGCGGCAUCAGCAGCGAUAGAACCUAUGGUCAAGGGUACGGGGAGAGGUUGGGCAUACACGACCAUUGCAUUACUUCAAGGGAUCUCCGUGCCAUUUUUGUUCCUUCUUAUGCGGCAAGGGAUCCAGAUGCGGAAAGUUAAGGCCGAAAAACAGACUCGCAAAUUAAUCCAAAAGGAGGGGAGAGGUGAAUUACCAACCUAA
Molecule: messenger RNA, 1575 nt
Organism: Exophiala bonariae
Lineage: Eukaryota; Fungi; Ascomycota; Eurotiomycetes; Chaetothyriales; Herpotrichiellaceae
Exons: 2
Coding region: 1-1575 (524 amino acids)
Biological process (GO): transmembrane transport
Cellular component (GO): plasma membrane
Molecular function (GO): transmembrane transporter activity
Source: RefSeq, a predicted model, not a curated record